This is a messenger RNA of Mytilus trossulus (common blue mussel), 4507 nucleotides long. Its product is annotated as RNA-binding protein 26-like. Bases 137 to 3274 code for a protein of 1045 amino acids. Gene Ontology annotation, cellular component: nucleus. Gene Ontology annotation, molecular function: metal ion binding; RNA binding. Gene Ontology annotation, biological process: mRNA processing. The transcript has 21 exons. The record is from RefSeq and is a predicted model, not a curated record. Lineage: Eukaryota; Metazoa; Mollusca; Bivalvia; Mytilida; Mytilidae.
CGAAAGUUUAGAGAUUAAAUUGUCGCCAUUUGGAAAAUUUGCUACACGUUUCCGGCGACGACAAAAUACAAUAUUUGCAAGCUAUGUUAUAAAGAGUUACUUUAACAUUAUACGACCAUAUCGUAUAACCACAGAAAUGAUUAUUGAAGAUGUCGAAGCUUUGAAGAAAUGGGUGAUGGAUACUGUUGCACCGAUUUGUGAUGCAGAUCCAGAACCAUUGUCACGAUAUUGCUUAGCUUUAGUGAAGAAAGAUAAAUCUGAGUCUGAACUAAGAGAGUUUUGUCUAGAUCAGCUAGAAGUCUUCUUACAGGGCAAGACAGCAGGCUUUGUUGAUGUUCUGUUUGAUGCUUUAAAGUCCAAAGCUUACCUCCAAUCCAAAGGGAAACCAGAUGUAUCAGAUAACAGUCAAGAGACGCCCUCCUCUACAACAGACGAUAUAAAGAUCAAGGAAGAACCAAAAGAGCCUCCAGUUAAAAGAAGCAAUAGUAAGGAAGAUCAGAAAGAUUUACGAGAUGUUAUCAGGAAACGACACAGUUCCAGAAGUCCUAGUCCACGAAGGAGAGAAUUUGAUGAAAGAAGACGAAGAGUUGAUGACAGAAGAAUUAGACGAAGAAGUAGAUCAAGAAGUCCAUAUAGACCACCUAGAGCUCGCUCUCCAAGGGCAUGGUCUCCAAGGGGAAGGUCAAAGUCACCUAGACACUGGUCGCCUAGGGCAAGAUCCCCUAGAUUGAGGUCAAGAUCACCAAGAGGUCGAAGUCCUAGGAGGAUUGUAAGGGACUCACCAAAACGAUGGUCAAGAUCACCAAGAUCUAGGUCUCCCAGAGGAAGAUCACCUGGUUACAGGUCACCCAAAGCUAGAGCCAGGUCACCACGUUCACCAAAGCGAUCUGGAUCAUGGAGUAGGUCUAGGUCAAGAUCAAGAUCCACCCCUAGGUCUCGCUCUAGGUCAGGAUCAAGGUCUCCAGGAAGAAAAAGAGACAGUAGAGGUCCAACUCCAACUAUGGAUAAUGGAAAGUAUAUAGAAUCCAGCAUACCUGUCAUGGGGGUCACUGUUUACAGCACAGCAAGAACAGAACCCAAUGAGACUAAGCCACCAGCUGUUAAAUCACUGCCUAGAUGUAAAGAUUACGAUGAGCAGGGAUUCUGCAUGAGAGGAGACUUGUGUCCAUUUGACCAUGGUGUAGAUCCAGUCAUUGUUGAUGAUGUUCCUAUCACAUCUUAUCCUCCUCCUUCAGGACCACCACCCCCUCCAACCAGUGGAGCACCACCAAUGCCACCUCAUGCUGGACCACCACCACAGAUAAUAAGGCCUCCACCACCCAGGCCAGAACAUUUUGAACCUUACAAUCCAGAAGCACCAGCCAUGAGCAGGCCUCCACCAUAUUGGACUGGACCUCCUCCACCUCUUGGUGGUCCUCCUCCACAAAGACCCCCAGGGAUGUUUAUGAUGCAUGGACCUCCCCUUCCUCCCAACAUGAACCAGCAGCAGAGACCAAGGGACCUUGUUAAUAUACAAACUAUGCCUAAUCAAAGAAAUGAUGAACCCCCUAUCCAUCCCCCCGGCACUGAGCCUGUACAUAUCCCUCCACCAACAUCUCAGCCAGAGAGGACAGUGAUUGCACCAAAGAGGCCUUAUGAUAAUGGACAAGACAGACAUUAUGGAGGACCACCCUCAAAGAAACCUUUUGAUUACAAUAGAAUAGGAGGUUACAGGAAACCAGGAGCCAAUAACACCAAUACAACAUUAGAACUGAGGAAAGUUCCAAGGGAGAAUAACAAUAUUGCCAAAUUGUAUGAAUACUUUGGAAAGUUUGGAACGCUAACCAAUGUACAGGUAUCUUAUGAAGGAGAUCCAGAAGGUGCUGUGAUAUGCUUUGCUAACAAUGCCCAGGCCUUUGCUGCCUACAGGAGUAGUGAACCAGUCUUCAACAACAGAUUUAUUAAAGUUUUCUGGCAUAAACCAAAAGACAAGAAAGAUCAGGGAGAUGACUCCAACACAACGACAUCUGAUGCAACAAGUACAACACCCACUCCUCCUCCACCCAAACAGAAGGAUGAAAGAAAUGUUAAAUUACGGGUGGAAAUACCUCCUGCUCACAAACUGUCACUAAACAAUACAAUACCCAAGCAGUAUGAUGCUUCAAAACCAGAAAAGAGCAUUGUGUUCACACCAUCCUUAGGAGUUAUUACAAAGACUGUGUAUAAUCCCAAAGUGUCACCUGCUGGCAAACCAAAACUCACUAGUCCAACAGCAGUAGGAUCAGCCCAGUUUGUGUCAAAGAUUGAAGCCAUUAAAAAACAGGAGGAAUUAAAAAGAGAGGCAUCCAAGAAAAAAGCAGAGAUACAAAAACAGAAACAAGAACUGUUACAAAAACAAAUAGAACAACAGAAAAAAUUAAUAGAAAAAUUGGAGAAAAAUAAGGUAUUAGCAGCUACAGACAAGGAAAAAAUAAAAGAGACUUUAAAGAUACUAACUGGAAGUAUAGAGAGACUAACCAAAGAAGUGGUACCUGUCAUCCAGAAAUCUACACCACCUGUUACACCUGAGUUACCUGUAAUUACAUCACCAGAACAGGCCAAGAAGGAGAUUCUAGAUACAGAACUAGAAUUGUUUAACAAGCAGCAAAGUGGUGAAGACACAAUUAUACUCAGGAAAAAACUUAACGAACUUACAAAACAGGCUACUGCUAUGGGUCUGAUAGGUAGAGGUAGAGGUCGUGGAGCUAUCAGAGGUGGUAGAGGUCGAGGUUUCAUCCCCAACCGUGGUGCUAUGACAUGGGUAGCUGGAGGUGCUGCAAGAGGAACAAGUCCAUCAUUCCCUGUUGGUCGAGGUGCUAGUCAAUUCCCAGCAGCCAACACCAGUAGGUCCUUAGACAAUAGACCUAAACAGUUUGAAGUGACAGGCUUCAAAGCUGAACAGAAAGAUCUAUUGGAGACUCAUUUCAAGCAAUAUGGAAUGGUAGAAAGAAUAGACUUUGAUGAUGUAGAUAACAGUGCAAUAGUCUCAUUUAAAACAAGACAAGACGCAGAACACGCAGUUCUUCGUGGUGCUAAGUUACAAGACAGUAUAUUGACAAUGAAAUGGCAUACAGGAGUUAAGAUAAACAUUCGCCUGAAUGUUAGCAGUGAUGAUAGCUUUACAGAGCAUCACGACACUACAGAUGAGGGAACAGAGGAGAUUGAUGAAGAAGCAUUGUUAGCUGAUGAAGAGGAUCUGUUGAGGGUCGAGGAUGAAGAAGAAGAGGAUGAGGAAAGUAGGUCAUGGAGAAGAUGAUCAAGGUCAAAAGAGUAGACGAUCUGAGGAAGACAGUCGUAGAGGAUUUUAAUUGUUCUACUGUUCUCAACAACCAAUGAUAAAGAUAGUGGAGAAUUAAAAAAAGUGGUUGAAAUAAAACAAUUGUGAUAUGCAUGUCAUUUAUCCGAUAUAGUAUUUAAAAAGGACUGUUUAAACUAAAGUUUGGAGAAUGUUAGUUUACUUUUAAAAAGGUUUCCAAAAAAACAAAAAGUUUAAAUGUAAAGUAUUGAUGAUAACAAUUAUGGUUAAUUUUGAAAAAAUGUUGAUAUUAGAUUAAUACGCAUUAGAACAUUGUUACUGACCUAAAAUGUAGGUUUUAAACAACUUGUUUUUGAGAAAUGGUAGCUGAUUACUUUUUACUAGUCAGUUUUGUCAUUUAAUUAGUUUGCUAGUUGAUAGUUUGGAAAGCAACUUAAAUUUGUCAAUAUUUUGAUUUGCUUUAGUCUUACAGCAGAAAUGCUGAAUAUUUACAAUUAAGCCAAAGUGCUUUGUGAUUUUAAGUGUGUAAGUAGAUGAAUGUGGUCGAACAUAUGGAUAUGAAAUAUUUUAUUGUGUUCAUAUAAUUUGGUGCACUGUCUGUAACUGUGAAAUGUGUGGAGUGAAUUGAGAAAAAAUUGAGGUGUGAUCAGUUAUUUUUUGGGGGGAGGGGAUGGGGUGUAAUCACCAAAUCUCAUUAUUUAAAUGUUUAUCUUUACAGUUCUGCUUAAUCCUUUGUUGAUUGUUUUCAUCUAAAUUGUCACCUUUCCAUCUUUAUCUUUGGUUAUAUAUGUUAAGAAAGAAAGAUAAACUUUACCUAUAUUGUUUAAUAUAAUGAAACCAUUGUCAAUUGGGUCAAGCAUUGUCAAUUGAGGGUAUUUUUGUUACUUGUGAUUCAUAUCAUGCCUUCUCUUUUUUUCUCAUUCCAAAAUCAAAUAGUUUAAAUUCUGUGAUGUUAUAAUUGCUGUUAUUGUGUGUUUAUUGAUGUAUUUAAUUGUUGAGAUAUUAUAUCUGCUUUUGUCAAAGAAAUAAGUUGAAAGCAGAAAUGAUUAAAAAUUUAAGAUGCAAUAGACCAUGUUGUAUGCAGAUGAAAUUGUGGUGAGAGUUGUGUGUGUUGUUUUGUUAAUGUCUGUUUUAUUGAGAUGAAUGCUGAAAUAUUUAAUUGGUAUAAAAUAUGAAUGCUUGCCAUACUUGUGACAAAUUGUAAAUAUAGACUCGAUAAAAUGAUGGGAAAGC